Molecule: messenger RNA, 1477 nt
Organism: Seminavis robusta
Lineage: Eukaryota; Bacillariophyta; Bacillariophyceae; Naviculales; Naviculaceae
Source: the annotation of a GenBank genome assembly
CACUUGACAUCUUUCGAUCUAAGAUAUCGAAAGAGAACAGUUCAAGUCCCAGUACUCCCUGCUCGUUUGACGGCAAGCACACUUACUAACGGUAGUAGCUUGUAGCUUGUGACAUCUAGCACUGUUGAUCCCUGACACCACGAGACGAAAUUCAUAGCAGGAAAGGAUAGCUUCGCGAAAUGGGGGUUGGGAUCGAAGAGGAAUGAUGAAAACGACUCACCACGAACUCUCAAGUCAAGUUAUCACGAACGCGUGUCCGGAACAGGCUGAAAGCGAGCUUCGUGUUGCUUUCUUGUAUGUCUUCGCUUCUACCUAUAGCUAGCUAGAGUUCUCUUCGAUAUAUACAGUUGGAUACUCUCGCUUGUUGCCCCUGAUCGGCUCAUUUUUUUAAACAAGACAAACAGCUAUAAGGUAGAUAAGCAAAGCAAAGCCAAGAAAUUGUCCAGCAAGGACUGCGCAAAACCAAAUCGAAACACAAGUACAAGGCUAAGAUAAGCCCCCCAAAGCAAACAAGAAGAUGAUGGAAGAUACCAAAGCAGAAGUUGGCCUCGGAGAUUUGGUCAAGGAACUGAACUCUCUUAAGCCGCACAUCAAGCCACAGGUCCCGAACCCAGCUCCACUCGGGCUGAUUGGAUUCGGCCUGACAACGGCGCUCCUUCAGAUGAAGCACACGACCAUCGCGGGAGAUUCUGAUGUCGACAAGGAAGGUGUCGAUGCGCUUACGCUUGGAUACGCCAUGUUCUUUGGUGGAUUGAUCCAAUUGGUGGCAGGUCUAGGAGAAGUCCGACGUAAUAACCUCUUUGGCUACACCGCAUUUUGCCUCUAUGGAGCUUUCUGGAUGAGUCUGGGGACAGUCGAGAUUGUCCAGCUCCUGGCCGACGAUGCGCCUGCAGUCAACCCGAAGGCACUGCAAUGCAUGCUCUUCCUUGUGGCCGUGUUCACGACCAUGCUGUGGAUUUGCACAUUCAAGAUGCACCUGACCAUCAACAUGCUCUUCUUCAUGUUGGCUUCCACGUGUUACUUGCUUUCCGCAGGUGUCCGUAAUGAAACCGUGGACAAGGUUGCAGGAUAUUUUGGUCUCGUCACUGCGGCAAUAGCUUACUGGUUGGCAGCCGCAGAACUAAUCAAUGAAAUUCUCGGAGAAGGCACCGAGAUCAUCCCAUUGGGACGCUUCAACUUCCAGUGGCUCAAUCGUACCAAGAAAGACAAAGUCAAAUGCGAGACAGCUGCCGAGGCGGUGCAAACCGUCGAGGAAGCGUAGGUGCGUCUCGAGAGCCUUGAUAGACAGCACCUUGCACAGUUUGGAUUGCCAAAUGGCUCGAGCUUGUUCCCUCCAUCCCAUGGGUUUUCGUGUUCGUGUCCCAACCAGACAGCAAAUCGGCGAUGGGCAGAAGUUGAACACUACGGCACCACCAUACGCACAACGACUACAUAAUAACACCCUGCAUAAGUAAUGAUAGAUUACAUGUUAUUCGAU